This is a messenger RNA of Saxophila tyrrhenica, 1542 nucleotides long. It is a transcript of the gene UGA1, whose product is annotated as 4-aminobutyrate transaminase. The transcript has 2 exons. NCBI's taxonomy places the organism in Eukaryota, Fungi, Ascomycota, Dothideomycetes, Mycosphaerellales, Extremaceae. Gene Ontology annotation, biological process: GABA catabolic process. Gene Ontology annotation, cellular component: mitochondrion. The record is from RefSeq and is a predicted model, not a curated record. The coding region runs from base 1 to 1542 and encodes 513 amino acids. Gene Ontology annotation, molecular function: pyridoxal phosphate binding.
AUGGCGUCCUUCCUCCGCAGCGCUGCUCGAAUGCAGCCCACCUUCAGCAGGGCCAUUCGUACACAAGCUCCCAUGGCCCGGCGGUCAAUGGCAUCGCAGACGCCACCACGAAAUGCAACGGCAGCAGCAAUGGCUCAGGCCCCAGUCUCUGAAGCCUACGAGCAGCCAUACUUCCCAGACGAGCCCACUGGGCCCAUGAUUCGUACUGAGAUCCCUGGACCCGAGAGCAAGAAGGCCAUUGUCGAGCUGGACAAGAUCUUCGAAACGCGCUCACUGAACAUGAUGACUAACUACCAAAACUCCUACGGCAACUACAUCGCGGACCUCGACGGCAACGUCCUGCUCGAUGUCUACGCGCAGAUUGCUUCCAUUCCCGUCGGUUACAGCAACCCGUCCUUGCUCCUCGCAGCCACCAGCCCCGAGAUGGUGUCCGCGAUUAUCAACCGGCCAGCCAUGGGCAACUUCCCGCAGCACGACUGGGCAGAGAUCCUCGAGACCGCACCGAAAGGCUGCAACCAGGUCUUCACGGCUCUUGCUGGCUCGGACGCCAACGAACUCGCAUACAAGGCUGCCUUCAUGUGGAGGCGCCGGCAACAGCGAGGCGGUCCAGACGUCGAAUUCUCUCCCGAAGAGAUCAGCUCAUCCAUGAUGAACCAAUCGCCUGGCUCGCCCAACAUGUCAAUUCUCUCGUUCAAGACGGCUUUCCAUGGCCGACUAUUCGGCUCACUCUCCACCACCCGCUCUAAACCCAUCCACAAGCUCGACAUCCCUGCUUUCGACUGGCCGCAAGCCUCGUUCCCAGCCCUCAAAUACCCGCUCGAACAGCAUGCCGAGGAGAACGCAAGAGAAGAGCAAAGGUGUUUGGAGGAAGUGGAGAACCUGCUUCAGACAUACCACAACCCGCCAGCUGCUGUCAUCAUUGAGCCCAUUCAAUCUGAGGGCGGUGACAACCACGCUUCUCCAGCCUUCUUCCAGGGCCUUCGUGAGGUCACCCGUAAGAACAACGUCCUUCUCAUUGUCGACGAGGUACAGACCGGCGUGGGUGCUACUGGCAAGUUCUGGGCUCACGAGCACUGGGGUCUGCAGGACCCACCGGAUAUGGUGACUUUCUCCAAGAAGGCGCAGACGGCCGGCUACUACUUCGGCAACCCUGAGCUCCGGCCGAACAAGCCUUACCGCCAGUUCAACACGUGGAUGGGCGACCCAGCGCGAGCCCUGCUCUUCCGCGCCAUCAUCCAGGAGAUUGAGCGAUUGCACUUGGUCGAGAACACCGCCCACACUGGUGACUACCUCUUCAACGGUCUCCAAGAGCUUAGCAAGAAGUAUCCCAAAGAGGUCCAGAACCUACGUGGUAAAGGCCAAGGCACGUUCAUCGCCUGGGACUCGCCACGAAGGGAUGAAGUGCUGAAGAAGGCGAAGGGUGUCGGUAUCAACAUCGGCGGGUCUGGUGAGAAGGCGGUGCGUUUGAGGCCGAUGUUGAUUUUCCAGAAGAAGCAUGCGGAUAUUCUGAUGGACGGGCUGGAGAAGAUCUUCAAGUCGUAA